AUGUGUUUCAUUGUUCUUAGUCACAUCGUCAAGAGGGCCACUGAUUGUCCCGAUGGUUGGACUUUGAUUAGUGGUCGCUGCUUUCGCUACGUUCCAGCAGUUAUGAACUGGGCUAAUGCUGAGAUAAACUGCUUGUACAUGGGGGCACACCUUGCAUCAGUGCACAGUUGGUGGGAGUACCAUCAGAUUCAGAGGCUGACUGCCCCUUAUGGCUACAGAGAAGCUUGGCUUGGAGGAACUGAUGCAGCCUAUGAGGGUGUUUGGUUCUGGAGUGAUGGGAGCCGUUUCGACUACAGACGCUGGUGCAGUGGAGAGCCAAAUAAUAUGUUCUUUCAGCAUUGUCUUCAGAUGAAUUAUAGAGGUCCCAAGUGCUGGGAUGAUCUGUGGUGCUCCUAUCAUCGGCCAUCUAUCUGCGCUAUGGAAAUCUGAUGAAUCUUUGACUGAGACUUUAGCAGUAAAUUCCUGCACUUAUGUGUGAUACAGUUUGUGUGUUGUUGUCUCUUACAUUAUUUUAUUUUGAAGUAUAAUAUGUUCUUCUUUGUA
This is a messenger RNA of Oreochromis aureus, 543 nucleotides long. Its product is annotated as type-2 ice-structuring protein-like. The record is from RefSeq and is a predicted model, not a curated record. NCBI's taxonomy places the organism in Eukaryota, Metazoa, Chordata, Actinopteri, Cichliformes, Cichlidae. The transcript is spliced from 5 exons. Gene Ontology annotation, molecular function: signaling receptor activity. Bases 1 to 429 code for a protein of 142 amino acids.